AUGGAAGGAUCUUCUUGGUAUCAGAACUUCGCUAAUCUACUUUGUCUGCAGAUCCGCGCAUUAGUAUGUCCCUCGUCAUUCGCCCUUUAUCUGUUCAAUUAUUUUUAGAUAAAACUCUUUGGAUUUCCAAACGUUCAUACAUCUCAUUAGAGCCUUGUCCUCUAAAAUGUUUUCCCCGAAAUCUGAGCAUCGCUUCUCACGAUCACAUUUCCGGGAAACGAAUAAGACGAUGAAGAUGAUGAUUCGAUCUCAGGCUUCAUAAAAAAGGAGCAUUGUUCGGCGGAGAAAUGAGGAAAAAAGGCGGAUAAUGGAGUGGUGUAAUUACAGUUUGAAUGAACGAGCAUUGUGCCCUUUCAUGCGAUUUAUUACCCUCUAGCUCGAAUUGGAAGAGAAAGUCGAAAUAAAAUGGAAAUGGAUUUCAGGGAGUGCCGAGCGACGCCGCGGAGAAGAUUGAUUCGAAGGAGACGGAAGAGUGCGGAAGGUGCGACGGAGCCUGUUUCGACCGCAAAGGGACCGCAAUUUGUCGGCAGCACGAGAGUGAGUGAUCACUUUUUGAACGCCGAAAACCAAUUGGAAAUGCAUGAAUUCUCACCUGAUCGGUUCGAAAUGUGAAGGUUGACCCUAGAAAACUGUCCCGAGUGCUUUCUCUCUUUUUUCGAUUCUCGAUCACUGAGAAAUUGUUGAUCUGUGCGUGUCGUGAAGGGGAAAAAGAAGAGAAAAAGGACUGAAAUUAGUUAAAUUUACUCUCAAAUAUUGGCCAAAUAACCGUCAGCUUCUCCCCUUUCCCCUUCGGUUUUCGAUGCCUUCGGGGACCUAGUUUCACUCGGAAAUACAACUACUUUAAGAAGUAAUAAACGUAGUGACAAUGACUUUUUCGAUUACGUUUCUCGUUCCGAAAAAGUUUCGUUUUGUGCUCGCUCAAAAAGCGAAGAAGGAGUGGAAAAGGAAGAGAAAACGGGAAAAGAGUCGUCCAAUUACGGCAUUAGAAUGAAAGUGAGCAGUCAAGAAUUAAUGGGGGAAAACGGGAGAAAAAGUGUUUUCUUUUUAGAUGAUGCGCGUGGAAUCCACAUAAAUGAGCACGAGGAGCUCGUUUACCCGAACAACGCCACCUUCUCGUGAGUUACUAAUUCUUCGAACGUCAUCUGAAGAUCUUUGCUUUUCAGAAUCGCCUCUUCCAAACUCUCCAACUUUUCGUUCGAAUUCCGAACACUCAAACAGUUUGGUAAGUUAUAGAAUAAGCCGAGGCGUUGGCGGAAACGAGCGAGCGCCUAAAUCACGUCUUCUGUUUCUGUUCCUGCUUCCAGAUUUAAAGAGGGAUUUCAAGGGGAUUUGCAGAUCAGAACAACUCUUUCGCAGGCCCCGCUCUCGAAAAUAAGAAUGUUGAAUUCGUGCAUUGCAGGCGUUCUGUGGCUGGAGGGAGCAUGGAGCCAGACCGACGGCGACGGAGACUUCUUGCUCGUUUUCAUCGACGAGGGACGGCUGUACGUGGGCAUCAACCUGGGCACCGACCGGCAUUUGAAACCGAUCUCGACGAAUGUGACUGUGGCAGACAAUCAUUGGCAUACGGUAGCAUUCAGAAGGUAAGCAAGACUCGUGAUGUUCUUCUAGAGAUCAAUUGAGGAAAUGAGCCAAGAAACGUGGUAAAUAGAUUUCACGGCUGAGAAAGCUUCGAAUGAGAAAACGAGGGAAUAAAUCAGAGGAUGUCGUGCGGGCGGAAAGGAGCGUGUCUUCUGAUUCAUGACAGAAUGUUUCAGAAAAGAGCGAAAGUGCGAGCUGUGGGUCGACUCGAAGAAGCUGCUCCAAGUGGUCGCUUCCCCUGGAGACACCGCCCUCGACACGAACGGACUCGUCUACUUCGGAGGAGCCAUUCCAAAAAGCAUCGGCUUCUGA
Messenger RNA from Caenorhabditis sp. 36 PRJEB53466, 1890 nucleotides. NCBI's taxonomy places the organism in Eukaryota, Metazoa, Nematoda, Chromadorea, Rhabditida, Rhabditidae. The record is from the annotation of a GenBank genome assembly.